AUGUCCGCGGACUGGCGCGCGUUCGACGACGACAACGCACAACAGGAUGACCCGUACACCGCCGCCGCGCGCGCGUGCGACGACGAAACGAACACCACGAGCGACGCCCUCGAUAAGGAUUUCGAGCACCUCUCGAUCGACCAGCACACGCUCGUGAACGAUCUCUUGGACGACGACGAGUACGAUCGAGACGAUGUAUACGGCGGAGAUGAAGGUAACCGAUCGAGUGAGCACGCGUGCGCGUACUGCGGGAUAUCGAACGCCUCCUGUGUCGCGCAGUGCGUGAAGACGAAUAAGUGGUUCUGUAACGGACGGUCGAACGGAUUACCGGCGAGCUGCCUGAUCUAUCACCUGGUGCGGUCGAGGAAUAAGGAGGUGCGAUUGCACGAGAGCUCGCCGUUGGGAGACAUGCUGCUGGAGUGUUACGUCACAGGGGCGACAAAUGUGUUCAACCUUGGGUUCAUACCGUGCAAGGAUGAAAACGUGGUCGUGCUCGCUACGCGGGACGCUGCGCAGAGUAAUCCGGCGGCAUUGAAGGAGUUGAAUUUAGAUAUUUCGCUUUGGGAGCCGUUGAUUCAGGACAAGGUGUUCCUGCCGUGGCUGGUGCAGGUGCCCGAGGAGUCGGAGAUUUUACGUGCGCGUCAGGUGAGCCCCGCCAAGGUGAUCAAACUCGAGGAGUUGUGGAAGACCAAUCCGGAAGCUACUCUCGAUGAUGUCGAGAAACAGGAAGGAAACGAAGAUUAUCAACCAGUUGCGUUGCAGUACGAGGAUGCGUACCAGUAUCAGAAUAUUUUCGGGCCUUUGAUAAAGCUGGAAGCCGACUAUGACAAGGCGCAGCGAGAGAACCAAACAAAGGACAACAUCACGAUUCGUUGGGACGUCGGGUUGAGUAAGCGCAAAAUUGCGUAUUUCUGCUUCGGCGCGGAUGAAGAAAAGGUCUCGGUGGCGCUUGGUGAUUCGCUUCAGCUUCGUUUGCUCAUGCAGACGCCGAAUGGACCGCAGCUGUGGCAAGGGCAGGGAGUCGUCAUCAAGUUCACGGCGCAAGAGGAAGUGGGCGUCGAGAUGUACGGUAUGGACGCACCCGUUGAAAGCUCCACCGGGUACAGCGUGGACUUUUUGUGGAAAGGUACGAGCUAUGAACGUGCACAACAGGCGUUGAAGUCGUUUGCAGUGGAUGAAACUUCGUGCUCCGGGUACAUUUACCACAAACUUCUUGGCCACGAAGUCGAGGAUCAAAAGUUACACGUGGACGUUCCCAAGGGGACAAAGUUGACCGCGCCGGGCUUACCAGAGCUAAACGACAGUCAGUUUAAUGCGGUUAAGGAAGUGCUCGAGAGACCGCUUAGCUUAGUGCAAGGUCCGCCCGGCACUGGUAAGACCGUGACGUCAGCCACUAUAGUGUAUCACUUAGCCAAGCGUGGUAACGGCCAGGUGAUUGUUUGUGCUCCGUCGAAUGUGGCCGUGGAUCACCUCGCGGAAAAGAUCGAGAAGACAGGUUUGAAGGUCGUUCGAAUCAGUAGUAGAAGUAGGGAACACUUAGUUUCGUCCGUGGAGCAUUUGACACUCCAUUAUCAGGUGGCAAAUAUCGGUGGAGCCACGCACAAGGCGUUCCAAAAACUGCAAGCGCUAAAAAAUGAGUGCGGCGAAUUGAGUCCCGGAGAUGAGAAGAAGUAUAAAAACGCGCAAAAGAAACUAGAACGAGAUAUACUCGAGAAUGCCGAUGUGAUUUGCACCACUGCAGUCGGUGCUGGCGAUCCGAGACUCGCAGACUUCCGUUUCCGCAUGGUGCUCAUCGAUGAAUCAACGCAAGCCACCGAGCCAGAGUGCUUGAUUCCCAUCGUCAUGGGUGCGAAGCACGUUGUGAUGGUCGGUGACCACCGUCAGCUCGGACCGGUCGUGACUUGCAAACAAGCACACGCCGCUGGCCUGGCGCAGUCGCUGUUCGAGCGUCUUAUUGCGCUUGGGAUAAAGCCGAUUCGUUUGGGGGUCCAGUACCGCAUGCAUCCGUGCUUAUCAGACUUUCCGAGCAAUAAAUUUUACGAAGGAGUACUAUCGAAUGGUGUGAGCGCAAGUGAUCGAACGCUCUCACACGUGGACUUCCCUUGGCCCGUGCCAUCGAAGCCUAUGAUGUUUUGGAGUCAGACUGGACAAGAAGAAAUGAGCGCAAGCGGGACGUCAUUUCUCAAUCGAGCCGAGGCGGUAGCAGUGGAGAAGUGCGUGACGCAUCUGCUCAACUCCGGCGUAAGUCCAGAAGACAUUGGUGUUGUGACACCGUACGAAGGACAACGCGCGUACGUGGUUCAACACAUGACGCGCGUUGGUGUGUUGCACCCGCAACUGUAUAAGGACAUUCAGGUUGCGAGUGUGGACUCCUUCCAGGGCAAGGAAAAGGACUUUAUCAUCAUGACCUGCGUGCGCUCUAACGAAAAAUCUGGCAUCGGUUUCUUGAGCGAUCCGAGACGUUUGAACGUCGCGAUCACGCGCGCGAGAAGCGGGCUCAUCAUCAUCGGCAACCCCAAGGUGUUGAACAAACAGUUGCUCUUCCACGACAUGCUGACCCAUUUCAGACAAAAGAAGUGCCUCGUGGAAGGCGCAUUGGGAUCGUUGAAGCAGUGCAUGGUAGCCCUCCCCGAACCUGUCAUCUCAGCCAAGGACCCGUGGAGGCGAAUGAAUGCGCAGCGCGGUGCAAAAGUCUCCGCAGAGCAGCGCUUUGUUAAUGAGUUUCCAGAGCUCGGCCAGGCGUACGCAUACGGCCGCUUCGGAGGGCAGUUUCGCGACAUCGACGACUCCGAAUCCGAGUACUCAUACGCCCCCGAGUCUGAGUACUCCUACGCUCCUCCGAGCGAGGUCGAUUACACACAACCGCCGGCGCACCGAGCGUACGAAUAUUAG
Molecule: messenger RNA, 2892 nt
Organism: Ostreococcus tauri
Lineage: Eukaryota; Viridiplantae; Chlorophyta; Mamiellophyceae; Mamiellales; Bathycoccaceae
Product: P-loop containing nucleoside triphosphate hydrolase
Exons: 1
Coding region: 1-2892 (963 amino acids)
Biological process (GO): nuclear-transcribed mRNA catabolic process, nonsense-mediated decay
Cellular component (GO): cytoplasm
Molecular function (GO): ATP hydrolysis activity; ATP binding; RNA binding
Source: RefSeq, a predicted model, not a curated record